CCGACCUAUGUUGUUGUUGUUGUUGUUGUUGUUGUUGUUACCACUGUUCUCCUGUCUCUCAGGGUCCUGUUAGGGUCACGGUGUUGGUUCACGGCUGCAAAACUGAAGAGUCACGGAUUCCUUUUCUUCUUUUCUUCCCUCAGUCACUUUUACUUUACAUGGUAGCAUGGCUAGCUUAGCCUAGCCUGAGAGAAGACUCUCAAAGACAAAUCGCUUCAACUGCAACAGACACACCUCCUCUUCUUCCUCCUCUUCCUCCUCCUCUCAAAGGUCAUUCCAGGUUGCUGAUAUCACACAGGGAUAUAAAAGGCAGCGUGAGCUCCGAGCUGGAGACCAGAAGCCAACGACUCUCCGUGGUUGUGGACCUACGACGACUACCCUCACGCCCCCCCCAGGACAGAAUGCUGUUCUGCCACUCACAGCCUGAGCCCUACCACCAGCACCCUGCUGCGUACAUUAGGUAAGGAGGACUUGUGGAAUAUGGUCGGGGGGGUGAAGCAGGGAGUGAGAGAUGCUGUUGCUCCUUUUCUGACCGAUGAAGACGUGGCUGAGACAGCGGACGGUGCAGAGGGGACUUCCUUCCGGUACGUUCUGUGUGCGGCCACCUCCCCAGCCGUCAAACGUCAGGAGGAGACGCUGACUUACCUCAACCAAGGUCAGUCCUACGAAAUCCGUUUGCUUAGCAGAAAACUAGCGGAGUAUACAGAUAUAAGCAGCAAAUAUGUGAAGAGUAUUGUUCGUGUGGUAUUCCACGACCGUCGCUUGCAGUACAUGGAGUACCAGCAGCUGGAGAGGUGGAGGUGGAACCGACCCGGAGACAGAAUCCUGGACAUUGAUAUUCCUCUGUCCGUGGGAAUUCUAGAGCCGCGUUCUCACGCUCUGCAGCUCCACACCGUGGAGUUCCUCUGGGAUCCUGUGAAGAACGCUUCUGUUUUCAUUCAGGUGAACUGCAUCAGCACAGAGUUCACCCCCAGAAAGCACGGCGGGGAAAAGGGCGUGCCGUUCCGUAUCCAGGUGGACACGUUCACCUCCAACGAACACGGAGAAUACCUGGACCACGCCCAUUCCUCCAGCUGCCAGAUUAAAGUCUUUAAGCCUAAAGGAGCAGACCGUAAACUGAAGACUGACAGAGAGAAGAUUGAUAAAAAAAGUUUUCAGGAAAGAGAAAAGUAUCAAACAUCCCACGAGACGACUGUGCUGAGAGAGUGUUCACCGUGGCCUGAUGUGAUGAACCUCAGCAGCCACAGCGCCCCCAACAGUCUGUCACCCUCCUACCAGGACUCUCCAUCAUCCUGCACUUUUACUAACGGCGACUGUUCUCCGCACCAGCAGGGGGAGCUCCUCCUGGCCGACUGCUCCGACCAUCUGCUGCCAUCGUGUUCUCCGCAGAACACUCAGGAGUGGCUGCUCCGUCACAGGUUCUCCUCUUUCUCCAGGCUCUUCUCCAGCUUCUCAGGUGCCGACCUGUUGAGGAUGAGCAGAGAGGAUCUGAUCCAGAUCUGCGGUCCAGCCGACGGCAUCCGUCUUUUCAACACCAUGAAAGGAAGGUGUGUCCAGCCUCGACUGACCAUCUAUGUGUGUCAACAACAGGCCAGGAGUCAAACUGCUGCCCGACCAGCAGAUGGCGACAUUUAUCACGCUCUGUUCCUGGAGGAGGUGACGGCGCUGGAGCUGUGCGAGAAGAUCGCCACGCUCUACAACAUCACGCCACAGCAGAUCACCAACAUCUACAGACAGAAGGACGACGGCAUCCACAUCCUGGUCUCUGAUCAGAUGGUCCAGAACUUCAGGGAGGAAAUGAGAGGAGGGAUGACAUACGCGAUGGCCUACAGGUGGUGCUAA
Molecule: messenger RNA, 1842 nt
Organism: Cynoglossus semilaevis (tongue sole)
Lineage: Eukaryota; Metazoa; Chordata; Actinopteri; Pleuronectiformes; Cynoglossidae
Gene: tfcp2l1
Product: transcription factor CP2-like 1
Exons: 15
Coding region: 481-1842 (453 amino acids)
Biological process (GO): regulation of transcription by RNA polymerase II
Cellular component (GO): nucleus
Molecular function (GO): DNA-binding transcription activator activity, RNA polymerase II-specific; RNA polymerase II cis-regulatory region sequence-specific DNA binding
Source: RefSeq, a predicted model, not a curated record